AUGGUGGUGAAAUUAUUUUUCCUCCUGGGGAUAGCCUUUGCACUUAUUGAAAUCCCUCUGCAUCCUCUUCGCAACCAAGACGAGCUACUUGCUUACUACAAGAGCCCUAGAACAUUCAAGAGAUUCGGCGGAGGUACCACAAACACUAUUCCAAUGACAAAUUACAUGGACGCUCAAUAUUUCGGCCUCGUUGGAAUUGGAACUCCUCCUCAAUACUUCAAGCUCGUUUUUGAUACUGGUUCUUCCAACUUAUGGGUUCCUUCAUACAGUUGCCAAACCUUGCCUUGCUUUGUUCACAGCACUUACAAGUCCUCUGCCUCAAGCACCUAUGUGAAAAACGGUACCCUUUUCAACAUCACCUAUGGCUCUGGAGCUGUAGAAGGAUUUACAAGCCAAGAUACAGUCACUUGGGGAUCUUACUCAAUUCCUAAUGUGCUUUUCGCUGAAAUUACUAACCUACAAGGAAUUUCAUUUGUAGCUGGAAAGUUUGAUGGUAUUUUAGGACUUGCGUGGCCUUCAAUUGCAGUAAAUAACAUUCCUCCAACCUUCCAAUAUUUAUGGCAAACAGGACUUAUUGCUGCUAAUCAAUUCUCAGUAUACCUCAGCAAGGUUGCAGGAGCUGCUGGCAGCGUUCUUAUAUUAGGUGGCUCUCAGCCUGGUCUUGGUAAAACUGCAUUCAACUAUGUGCCUCUUUGCAACCAAACUUAUUGGAUGAUAAAUCUUGAUAGUUGCUCAAUUGCAGGCACUAAAAUUCCAUUCAGCGGCCUCCAAGGCAUUGUGGAUACUGGGAAUGCAGGCCAAUUAUCGUACACUUUUGAUGGUGUGAAAUUUCCUGGUUGGAUUUUGGUUGAAAUUUUUUGAUAGUGAGACAUUUAAUCAAAUUUAGCUAUUUUCGAAAAAUGCCUAACUAUUAAAAAUUUCUAACAAUUUUUUUAAGGAAAUAACACAGAGACUAGGAGUCGAUACUGGCACUUCACUUAUCGUUGCGAGAAACGAAAUCAUUGACUAUUGGAGACUGAAAAUCGGCGAUAUUAAGUCAGAUUGCUCCAAUAUCAACUCACUUCCAACAAUUUCUUUUACAAUUAAUGGAAUUAACUACCCACUGACUCCACAGCAGUAUGUUUUGCAGAUAACAUCUCAGAAUCAAACAGAGUGCAUUGGUGGAUUUGAGGGAAUAGAUUUCCCAUCUUACCUAAGCCAUGACUUUAUUCUUGGUGAUGUGUUUAUCAGAGCUUACUAUACACUCUUCGAUAUCGCUGGCGCAAGAGUUGGCUUUGCAACAGCAGCUUAA
Messenger RNA from Blepharisma stoltei, 1291 nucleotides. The record is from the annotation of a GenBank genome assembly. NCBI's taxonomy places the organism in Eukaryota, Ciliophora, Heterotrichea, Heterotrichida, Blepharismidae.